AUGUAUCCGUUCGUUCUCCCUUUUUAUACUCUCUUGGCUUUUUACACUCCCCUUCAUAUUUUAACCUUAUACUUCAACUUCUUAUCCUCCCCUUUUUUCACUUCCCCUUCCUCCUUUUUAUCUUCCCAUUCUUCCUUUUUAUUCUCCCUCUCUUGGCUUUUUCACUCCUCUUCACUUUUUAACCUCAUCCUUCAACUUUUUAUCCUCGCCUUCUUUUCACUUUCCUUGCUCCUCCUUUUAACCUCACCAUCCUCUUUUUCAUCUUUCCUUACGUCUCUCCUCAUCCUCUUCCUUUUUUGUCAUCUUCUCCGCCUCCUACUACAACGAAUGCUAACCUCGUUUUCGUUAAUCUUGGCAUGUUCAGACAAAUUAACGUCCAUCCGGACCACGGUUCGGACAAGUCAUUUGGCAAUAAUGUUUCGUCGUGACGUUGUGUCGUCUGGGAUGACGCCACAUGACAUCUGCCUGUCAGUUUACCUCUCCAUCAAAGCUGAUUCCCUGUCAUAG
Molecule: messenger RNA, 507 nt
Organism: Acanthosepion pharaonis
Lineage: Eukaryota; Metazoa; Mollusca; Cephalopoda; Sepiida; Sepiidae
Source: the annotation of a GenBank genome assembly